AAAAUGUAACGUCGACUAAAAUAUACGUGGUCACUGGAUAUACGUGGCCACAUCAAAUACAUAAUUAUCCCUGACUGUCUUCGAUACGUCAAGUAGGGAUAACGAGGUACACUAUCCGUUAACGAAUCAUGAAAUUUCACGAUUUUUGUCUAAGUCUAACUAAACUAUAAAGUAAUUUCAAUUUUCAAAGUCAAAAUAUGUCUUUUCUCUCGACGUAACUGGCAAAUUUUGUAGAACUUUUCAACUUAUGCCCUGAUGAAGAGCUGUUUAGCCAUGGGAGUGAAUUCAUCGCAAUUGGAAAAAGAAAUUGGCGAAGAGUUUCCUAUAAACGAGAAAUAUUUUGGACUUGUAAAUUUUGGCAACACAUGUUAUUGCAAUUCGGUUCUUCAAGCACUCUACUUUUGUCAGCCAUUUCGAGAUAAAGUUCUUGCAUAUAAACCACAGAAUAAACGGAAAGAGACGUUGCUUACUUGCCUCAGUGACUUGUUUGGAAACAUAUCUUCACAAAAGAGAAAGGUUGGAGUUUUAGCUCCCAAAAAGUUUGUUGCAAGAUUAAGAAAGGAAAAUGAUGUUUUUGAUAACUACAUGCAACAAGAUGCUCAUGAAUUUUUAAAUUAUCUCUUAAAUACAAUUGGAGAUUUAUUGCAAAGUGAAAAGCAAAAAGAAAAAGAAAAGCUUGUACGACAUGGAAGUGUUAGCAGUACAGCCAGUAGCAGAAGCAAUGGGACCAUUAGCUCAUCAAUGGCAAGUAGCAGUAAUGUACCACAGAGUCACGAAGAAACAUGGAUUCAUGAGUUAUUUGAAGGAACUCUAACAAAUGAAACACGCUGUUUGUCUUGUGAAACAGUAAGCAGCAAAGAUGAAUCUUUUUUGGAUCUCUCGGUAGAUGUGGAUCAAAAUACGUCUAUAACUCACUGUCUAAGGGGUUUUUCCUCGACUGAAACAUUGUGUAGCGAACAUAAAUAUUUCUGUGAAAUUUGUAAAAGUAAACAGGAGGCGCAAAAGAGGAUGAGGGUUAAGAAACUUCCGAAAAUAUUGGCGCUGCAUUUGAAACGAUUUAAAUACGUGGAGCAUCUUAAUCGUUAUACCAAGUUGUCUUAUAGAGUUGUUUUCCCGUUGGAAUUACGGCUCUUUAACACUUCGGACGAUGCAUGCAAUCCUCACAGACUUUAUGAUCUCGUCGCUGUUGUCGUACAUUGUGGCAGUGGGCCAAAUCGUGGACAUUAUAUAAGCAUUGUGAAAAGUCAUGAUUUUUGGCUCUUAUUUGACGACGAUCUUGUCGAGAAAAUUGAACCUCAAACAUUUGAAGAAUUUUAUGGUUUAACAAUUGGUGGUCACAAAUCAAGUGAUUCAGGCUAUAUUCUUUUCUACCAGUCCAAAAGCUAGAUUCUUGUUAUGCUCAAUGUUUCUGUGUCAUAAGAGUUCAUUUCUCUCUGAAUUACAUAACUCACAAUGUCUUCAAAUGUCUGACUCUAACUGCAAACUGAUGUAAAAAGUAUGCAUUUUCAUUGUUAAACAAGUAAAGUUGGUUAUUGUAAAUUAGAUGUUGUAAAUAUUUGUUGAUUUAAAAAUUGUUGAUAGUCACAAAGAA
Xenia sp. Carnegie-2017 is the source of this 1591-nucleotide messenger RNA. Its product is annotated as ubiquitin carboxyl-terminal hydrolase 12A-like. Gene Ontology annotation, cellular component: nucleus; cytosol. Bases 256 to 1386 code for a protein of 376 amino acids. Lineage: Eukaryota; Metazoa; Cnidaria; Anthozoa; Malacalcyonacea; Xeniidae. Gene Ontology annotation, biological process: protein deubiquitination. The transcript has 11 exons. The record is from RefSeq and is a predicted model, not a curated record. Gene Ontology annotation, molecular function: cysteine-type endopeptidase activity; cysteine-type deubiquitinase activity.